Molecule: messenger RNA, 594 nt
Organism: Vombatus ursinus (common wombat)
Lineage: Eukaryota; Metazoa; Chordata; Mammalia; Diprotodontia; Vombatidae
Gene: TRARG1
Product: trafficking regulator of GLUT4 (SLC2A4) 1
Exons: 3
Coding region: 1-594 (197 amino acids)
Cellular component (GO): membrane
Source: RefSeq, a predicted model, not a curated record
AUGGAAAGCAACACUGAGACCCAGUUUCCAAAGACUUUGGAACCCAGCAUUGCCCUGCCCCUGGACUCACAGGAGACAGAGAAACUCCUCACCAAGACUGAGGACAAAGAUGACAAGGCUGUGAAGGCAUCCAAGUCCUUCUCAGGGGCCAUGGAAAUGGAGCCGAAUGGUCACAGUCUACCAUACAAAUCAGUGUCUGAGGGGCACCUGGAGGCCACCCCUCACUCUCCUUCCAGGGUCAGCUCACGGAGGGCGUCCUCCAUUGCUACCACCUCCAAUGCCCAAGACCAGGAGAUGCCAAAGGAUUACCUCAUCUUGGCCAUCCUCACUUGUUUUUGCCCUGUAUGGCCCCUGAAUAUAGUGCCACUGAUCUUUUCUAUCAUGUCAAGAGGCAGCGUACAGCAGGGAGACCUGGAUGGGGCCAGGAGGCUGGGCCGCCUGGCAAGGAUGCUCAGCAUCGUCUGCAUUGUGCUGGGAAUCCUCAUCAUCGUCAUCUAUGUGUCUGUCAACUUCACAGACGCCUUAGCUCCAGAACAGCAGAGAGGAAAGAGGGAGGUGGUUCAGCUGACCCCUUCAGAAGACAGUGGCAAGUGA